Phanerochaete carnosa HHB-10118-sp is the source of this 1045-nucleotide messenger RNA. RefSeq lists its product as uncharacterized. The record is from RefSeq and is a predicted model, not a curated record. The transcript has a single exon. NCBI's taxonomy places the organism in Eukaryota, Fungi, Basidiomycota, Agaricomycetes, Polyporales, Phanerochaetaceae. The coding region runs from base 17 to 601 and encodes 194 amino acids.
GUUGUCGUUGACCACCAUGUCGGUGAACCGUCUUCCAGACGAAAUUCUGCAGAUAAUUCUGCAACAUGUUCUCCUUGAUCCUGAUCCUCGUCUCAUCUGCACCACCUUGUCUCCUGCACAAUGGGACUACACGCUCAUGUUCCAGUUCAUAGCUCCCCGCGACGUUGUGCGGGCCAGGUCGCUGCUACAAGUGUCGAAGCGGUGGAAUCCAAUCGUUCUACAAUUCCUCUAUGCCUGCGUUAUCAUCUCCAAGGUUCAUCACGCAUCGGAUGUAAUCACGCGUGUGAAAAGUGAGCCGGUGCUCGGCCGGCGCAUCAAAUCACUUUGGAUGCACGCCGGGAACUUGCAGCUGUGGACGGACAUCGUCUCUCAUACGCACAAGAUCACGCUAGUGUACUUGAACAUCGAUGCUCUGGAGGGGUCGGAAGAAAUAGCACGGGCGUUUCUGACCUCCCUUAACCCAGAGACGGUGUACCUGCACUGGACACAACGGCGCGGACAACCUUGGAUUUCAUCUGUCCUAUUGGCGUGCGUAAGAAUGUUUUGGACCAAUAUGGUGUGUGGUCUACUUUUGCCUCCGGACGUCCCAAUGCGUGCUUAACAAGUUCAGCGCCAUCUUUACCUGAAUAAGGAUUUCAUCGAUCUCAACAACCUGCUUGAAUGUUUUCGCACUUCGAACAGUCCUCACAAGCUUGAAAAGCUUGUAGUUGACGAGGGAUCCCUCCGGAACGCGAAAGCAAGACUAGGAGCAGCACACAUUGACCUUGUGUCGCAUCAAAACUGUGGGCGUCUGUAGAACGAUACUGCAUUUCAUAGAGAAUGGGUGCGGACCAUCUCAACAAAUGCAAGCCUUAUUAAGCUAAUGUUCUAUCUUCUACCAUUCAGUCAGUCCAUGUGUUAGAGCCGAUUGCGAGCUUUCCAUGUUCAUAGUUGUAUACAAGGCAUCUAUGUCUUAUGUUAGUACAUCCAUGUAACUGCGUUUCAUUCAAUCAAGUGGCUGAGUGUACCAUCGGUGGCCUGCCUACGAAGCUACCGAGGCGGCAGU